Messenger RNA from Eleginops maclovinus (Patagonian blennie), 1019 nucleotides. It is a transcript of the gene cdkn1ca, whose product is annotated as cyclin dependent kinase inhibitor 1Ca. Gene Ontology annotation, molecular function: cyclin-dependent protein serine/threonine kinase inhibitor activity. Gene Ontology annotation, cellular component: nucleus. The record is from RefSeq and is a predicted model, not a curated record. Lineage: Eukaryota; Metazoa; Chordata; Actinopteri; Perciformes; Eleginopidae. The coding region runs from base 57 to 581 and encodes 174 amino acids. Gene Ontology annotation, biological process: negative regulation of cyclin-dependent protein serine/threonine kinase activity; negative regulation of mitotic cell cycle. The transcript is spliced from 2 exons.
ACACAGCAAAAGCAGCUACUACACAAAGAUCUCUUCCCACCAAACAAUCUAAAAGGAUGGAUCCCAUCAGGCGCAGAGAGUCAGUUUGCAGGAGUCUGUUUGGCCCGGUGGACCGAGAGCAGCUGCGCCGUGAGCUGACGCAGAAGAUGAGGGAGAUCACAGAGCAGGACAGCCGCCGCUGGAACUUUAACUUCCAGACGGAGACUCCGCUGCAGGGCGGGUUUCAGUGGGAGGAGAUACCCGCUGAGUCGGCUGCUAAUGUCUACCAGGAGUCCGCACAGCAGAGGACGGGUGUAUGUUCUGCACACACUGAGGAACAUGAGAGGCUCAGCGACCGUGAGGAGAGUGGAGGGGCCGACCAGGAGAACUGCUCCAGCGUCUCCAACACACGGAAGUGUCCCGCAGAGGUGACACCAGUCCGGAUGAAGAGGACGCUCUCAAAGUCUGCAACCAAGCCCAGGAGCAAUGCGCGAAUCACAGAUUUCUUUGCAAAGAGGAGGAGGACAACAGAAAGCAAGAGCAUCUUGAACCCUUUCCACACAAGUUCCAGUGAAGCAGCUCUGUGCAAAACUAUUCGGUGAUCAUGCUGCUUAAAAUAAUGGACUAUAUUUAUACCUAAUGGACUGAAUCAAAGCCCAUUCACUGCACCAAAGGAUUUUAUGUUAUGUUUUUUUAUUUUAUUACUUCCUUUUAUUUUAUUGCCAACUUUAGCAUUUGUGCACCAUGGAUAAGUUAUACCACUUUCUGUCUAUUUAUAUUAUUUAUGAACCUUUAUUUAACGUCUUUGCUUUUUAUGUUUAAUUCACAAAUAUGUCUGUUCAAAGAUUCAUUUGCAUUAUUAUGUGAGCAAGAACAUUUCUACGACUGACUGAUCCUUUGUUUCUGUACGUUUCAUUUCUUUCUCAAUGUUGUUGGUGGAUUUUUGUAUUAUGACGUGCUUAACUAAAUGGAACGGCACUGUUUUGUUCUUGUCAUGUUUGCCUAGAUUUACUGAGAAUGUAAAGCCUUCCAAUAUUGCA